AUGUCCAGACCACAAGAGCAGUUCACACUCACUGAGGAACAAAAGAAACACUGGCUCAAACAUGGUUUCAUAAAAGUCCCUCAGUGCUUCACCCGCGAAGCAGCGGCGGCUUUUACCUCUUCGGUCUGGACUCGUCUUGGAGUCUCACCUACCGACAAAUCAACCUGGACGAAGGAGAAGGUUAACAUGCCAGGUCAUACUACGGUCAACGUCGAGGAAUUUGCUCCCAAAGCCUGGCAUGCAAUCUGUGACCUGGUCGGUGGAGCGGAUCGGGUAGCCGACUGGUGCAAAGACUGGAAGGACGGGUGGAUUGUAAAUAUGGGAAAACCAGAAUAUAGUCCGCAGGAUACGUUGGAUUUCCGAUCAUUAGGAGACUGGCACAACGACGGGGACUGGUUUAUCCAUUUUUUGGACAGUCCCGAGCAAGCGCUUUUGGUUAUUCCACUAUUCAGCGAUAUCAAGCCUAAAAGGGGUGGAACCGUGAUCUGUACGGAUGGGAUUGGCUUGGUGGCUAAACAUUUGUAUGACCACCCCGAAGGGACAUGGCCUUCACUCACCUCCCGUGAUGCUGUGAAUGUCCAAACCGAGGAAUACAACUACUGGAAGCGUUGGGCUACGUCACCGGAGUUCACAAGCGAUGAUUCAUUUCACGAGGCUACUGGGGAGAUAGGGGACGUUUUUCUUCUCCAUCCAUUUAUGCUACACUCCGCUUCCCGGAACUUACGACGCGACGUACGCAUCAUUCUCAACCCACCUGUUGCUCUCAAGGAGCCUUUCAAUUUCAACCGUGCAGAUGGCCAGUACAGUCUUCUUGAGCAGAAGACCCUAAUGGAUCUGGGUAGACCAACUGGCAUCCCUGAAUGGAAGGUGACAGGGUCAAGAGAGCUGGUUACUCCGAAGCGUAUAGAGAUACAAGCAAACAUGGCCCGAGAGGAGUUGGAGCGGUUGGAACAAGUAGGUGAGCCAAUCACCAAGCUGGAUGGGAUCAAACGAGUAGGGUACUAUCCAUCAUAA
This is a messenger RNA of Penicillium mononematosum, 1014 nucleotides long. RefSeq lists its product as uncharacterized. Lineage: Eukaryota; Fungi; Ascomycota; Eurotiomycetes; Eurotiales; Aspergillaceae. The transcript is spliced from 3 exons. Bases 1 to 1014 code for a protein of 337 amino acids. The record is from RefSeq and is a predicted model, not a curated record.